Messenger RNA from Anastrepha ludens (Mexican fruit fly), 4659 nucleotides. RefSeq names its product calpain-A (gene CalpA). Gene Ontology annotation, molecular function: calcium-dependent cysteine-type endopeptidase activity; calcium ion binding. Gene Ontology annotation, cellular component: cytoplasm. The coding region runs from base 682 to 3180 and encodes 832 amino acids. The transcript has 11 exons. NCBI's taxonomy places the organism in Eukaryota, Metazoa, Arthropoda, Insecta, Diptera, Tephritidae. Gene Ontology annotation, biological process: proteolysis. The record is from RefSeq and is a predicted model, not a curated record.
UGUGUUUGAUUACUAUGUAUAGAAAUCAGGCAAAAAUACAUAUUUCAUAUUUUUUUAAACGUUUUCAUUUCGUAAACCGACAUUUUGGGAAAAACGUUUAAUGAUUUUAAAGAAAUUGAUAUUAAAUCAUUUUAAGUUAAAAUCUAUUUCCGGUUGAUUGCUAUGAAUACGUAGCUUUACGAAAAGCAACAGGUCUGGCAAGGCAGACAAGUACCAAAAAUAAAAGCGAUACACCUGAAGGGGAACAUAACAGUAUGACUCAAACUUUGAAAUUUCGUCUAAAAAACAUUUAAAAGUUUUUCGAAUAAAUGUGAACAUAUAGUCAUAAUAUUAAAAGAGUUAUUGAACGAUAAGAGAUACAACUGAUGGAUUAAAUUAUGAAUGGAUUAAAUAUUUGUAUAUGAAAUUAUUGUUAAGUACUUUUAUGAGCAAUGGCGGUGCUGAAUUUUUACUUGAUUUCGGCUCUAAGAAAUUUAAAUAUCUCACAGUGUAUAUAGUAACUCACGGAAUGUACGACGACGCUUUACACACAUGCACACCUAUUUAUAUUCAUGGCGCAGCUGACUUUCUCUAGAUGGAAUCAAUUUUGGAUAAGCAAAUACAGUUGUUGAGUGUAACAUUAGAAAAUAAAUAAACGCGAAUACAAAUAAAAAUAAAAAAAAACAGAAAACUUAAUGCAAAAUGGAUGAAUUGACGAGUUUUUUCAAGCAGGCGGGGAAAGAAUUCCUAAAUGCUGCCGGCGAUGCCGCAAUGGGUGCUGCAAAAGAAGUUGUUGGUUCGGUUAUUAAUGAAAUUUUCAUUAAAAAAGAGGCUGAUACCAAACGGGUUCUUCCAAGCAUUAAAAAUAUGCGCGUUCUUGGAGAAAGAGGCAGUGGUACACGUGUGCAAGCAGACGUCCAAGAUUUUGAGUCCAUCCGUAGAAUGUGCCUUGCGAGUGGAUCGCUGUUUGAAGAUCCAUUAUUUCCAGCCAACAACGAAUCUCUCAUGUUUUCACAACGACCUGAUCGACACAUCGAAUGGCUGAGACCCCAUGAGAUCGCUAAUGAUCCACAAUUCUUUGUGGAAGGCUAUUCGCGCUUCGACGUUCAGCAAGGUGAAUUGGGCGAUUGUUGGUUACUCGCCGCCACCGCCAAUUUGACUCAGGAUCCAAAUUUAUUCUUCCGCGUUGUGCCACCGGAUCAAAACUUUGAAGAAAACUACGCAGGCAUAUUCCAUUUCUGCUUUUGGCAAUAUGGAAAAUGGAUCGAUGUGGUGAUCGAUGAUCGUUUGCCGACAUAUCGUGGCGAAUUGAUGUAUAUGCAUUCCACUGAGAAUAAUGAAUUUUGGAGUGCGCUUCUGGAGAAGGCCUAUGCAAAAUUGCAUGGCUCAUAUGAGGCUUUAAAAGGCGGUACCACUUGUGAAGGUAUGGAAGAUUUUACAGGUGGUGUAACGGAAUGGUAUGACCUCAAAGAGGCACCACCAAACCUAUUCAAUAUUCUACAUAAAGCAGUUGAUCGUAAUUCUUUGAUGGGUUGCUCUUUGGAACCCGAUCCUAACGUUUUGGAAGCCGAGACACCCCAAGGCCUGAUUCGCGGUCAUGCAUAUUCUAUAACUAAAGUUUGCUUGAUUGAUAUCGCUGUGCCCAAUCGUCAAGGCAAAAUACCAAUGAUACGUAUGCGCAAUCCGUGGGGAAAUGAGGCCGAAUGGAAUGGUCCAUGGAGUGAUAGUUCGCCUGAAUGGCGAUAUAUACCUGAAGAUCAGAAGCAAGAAAUCGGUUUAACAUUUGAUCGAGAUGGUGAAUUUUGGAUGUCAUUUCAAGAUUUUCUAAAUCAAUUCGAUCGUGUUGAAAUUUGUAAUUUAUCACCCGAUUCCCUCACGGAAGAGCAACAAAAUAGUGGCAAACGUAAAUGGGAAAUGUCCAUGUUUGAGGGCGAAUGGACGCUCGGUACAACAGCUGGUGGUUGUCGUAACUUUUUAGAUACUUUCUGGCUUAAUCCUCAGUAUGUAAUAACACUAAGAGAUCCGGAUGAGGAUGAUGACGAUGGCAAGUGUACCGUUAUUGUGGCGUUAAUGCAAAAAAAUCGACGUUCAAAACGUAAUAUGGGUAUGGAAUGCUUAACAAUCGGUUUCGCUAUCUAUCAUCUAUCCGAAGAAGAUUUGCAGACCAGACCGCAAGAUAUAAAUUUCUUCAAAUAUCGUGCAUCGAUCGGACGUUCACCGCACUUUAUAAAUACCAGAGAGGUUUGUGCACGCUUUAAACUUCCGCCUGGUCAUUAUUUAAUCGUACCAUCAACAUUUGACCAGAAUGAGGAAGGUGAAUUCGUUAUUCGUGUUUUCUCGGAAACUCAGAAUAACAUGGAAGAGAAUGACGACCAUGUUGGAUAUGGAAGCCCGACCGAUGAUAAGGUGUCGCCAAACUUUCCAAGUCCGAUCGAUCCAAAACCAACGGACUCACAUAAUGAAAGUCUUUUAAAACUUUUCAAAAGUAUUGCUGGUCCAGACAUGGAGGUUGAUUGGGUGGAAUUGAAACGAAUACUGGAUCAUUCGAUGAAAGAUGAUUUACCAAAGAGUUCAAGUUAUACGCCUUACAAUUAUAAUCUACAAAACGCAGAUAUAGGUGGUGGUGCUGCGCCAGAGGUGGGCGGCGGUGGUCUAAAUAUAUUAGCGCUUCUUUGCGGUCCAUUUUGUAAAGGUACCCCGUUUGAGAGCAUGUUUGCUGAUGGCAAUGAACAAAGCCAAACAAACACGAAUCAUGUCAAACCCGGCAAUGUGGGGUUGCCACCAGUUAUGCUAGAGGAGAAUACUGGAUUUUCUAAAGACGUCUGUCGCUCGAUGGUUGCCAUGAUGGAUGUCGAUCAAUCGGGUAAAUUGGGUUUUGAAGAGUUCGAAUCCCUACUAACCGAUAUAGCAAAAUGGAAAGCGGUGUUUAAACUCUAUGACACCGAACAAACCGGACGCAUUGAUGGUUUCAAAUUGCGCGAUGCGCUCACCUCAGCUGGCUAUCACCUCAACAAUCGUAUACUCAACGCCCUGGCACAUCGAUAUGGAUCACGUGAUGGCAAAAUUUCAUUCGAUGAUUUCCUCAUGUGUGCAGUCAAAAUUAGAACUUAUAUUGAUAUAUUCAAAGAGAGGGACACCGAAAACAAAGAUGUGGCUACAUUCAGCAUGGACGAAUGGAUUGAAAAAACUAUAUAUUCAUAAAAUAAUUUUCUUCACUCAAAAUCUAGAGGAACUUUUAAAGCUUUUAAAUUUUUGAACAAACUCAUAGCCGAAAAGAUGAUGAAUCUCAUUACUCGAAUUCAAGAACAUUCAACACCAAUACUCAUCCGUUAAAUAUGAAUUAAAGUACACACUUGCAUACAUCUAUUCACUUCAGCAAAUGGCUAAUUGGAAAUAACGAAUCUCACUUAACGAAUGUCUAUGCUAUCUGUAUCAGCUAUUGCGUCUCUGCUAAUUACUUCCAAAAUAUGAAACUUAUAGAUUUAUAUAUCUCUCCCUCUCACACUCUAUUUCGAAACAUGCUCAUAUGGCCAAAGUAAUAAUGCUAUAGAGAAAUAAUCCUCGAUUUGUCCUUUGAAAUUGUUUAAAUUUAAUUUUCUGCAUUUAAAACGCGUUUUAGGCAAUGUGUAGAUUUGCAAGCAUACAAAGAAACAUAUUUUUUUUUCUAUAAUUCAAAUAUUUCUAUAAUUCUAACAUCCAAAUACACAAACAACCUUUAUUCUUAAAAAUACAACAGUUUGGCAUAUAUAAUUAUAAGAAAGCCCACUUGGAAUUUCCUUUGUAUGUAUGCAUAUUAAUGCAUUAGUUGUAUCACAUAAGCAAUUUCAUGUGUUGCACUUCCCUUGUAAAAAGAAUGCUUCCUUCUGUUUCACAGUAAUAUUUUCAUAGCAAAUUUUCCAUUAAUGCAGAGUUUUUACAAUAACUGCAAAACUCAUAUUACCUCGUUCAAUAUUUAACAAAGGAAAGACAGAACAAGUUGUAGUUAUCGUUGACAGGAUAAAUAAAUACGUAAAUGUUUAUUUUUUAUUUAAAACUGUAUUCAAUAUAUUAAACAAAUAGAACUUAAAUGCUGUAUUUUUGUAUUGCAAUUUUUUAAUUCUGAGAUAUUGUUACAAGAUCUGUUGCAAUAAAAUAAAUAAUUAUAUAUAAUAUUAAAAUUAAAAGUUGCUGCCUAGUUAAGUGAAUUAGUUAAGGGGUUAUAUACAGGUAGAAAAAAUCGAUUUUUUUUCUUAAUGUACAUACAUAUAUUUAAGAAUACACACAGAAAAUUUAAUAUCGUUCCGGUGAAUAUUUUCGAAGUUACACGCAAAUUUGAAAAGGCGUUCAGAGUGCUUGAAAGUACAAGGCCGGAGCGGCAGCACAUUUUUCUCAAAAUAGUGUUUUCAAAGUCGGUGACCAACAUUACUCGAAAACGGCUAAACCGAUUAGUAUCAAAUUUUAACACGACUUUCUUAAAUAUAUUUUUAGUAAUUAAUCGAAGAUAUUUUCUCACUGAUAAAUAUUUUUUUUUAUAAACAAUUUAAGACCGAAAUUUUGGUCGAAAAACGAUUUUUUUCUUUGAGAAAAAAAUUAUUUUGCUUAUUCCUUUGAUUAAUUACUAGAUGCAACAUUACUUUUUGGUUUUUUAAUUUCAGAGGAUCCAGUUCAGAGAUAUAGUGGUCAUCGCAAAACGUCUUUUUU